This is a messenger RNA of Drosophila yakuba, 841 nucleotides long. Its product is annotated as keratin-associated protein 5-4. The transcript has 2 exons. Bases 210 to 734 code for a protein of 174 amino acids. NCBI's taxonomy places the organism in Eukaryota, Metazoa, Arthropoda, Insecta, Diptera, Drosophilidae. The record is from RefSeq and is a predicted model, not a curated record.
CUCUCCAUCAACUUAUCGUUGCGAAAGUGUUCCGAAAGCCCCGUGAAACUAUCUAUUUUCGUUAGAGUAUCCAAUGCCUGAACAAUCGGCGAUGAAUAUAUAAAAGGAACAUAUACAGUUUCGUGGGGGUAUCUUGUUGGAAAAAAGCAUUGUGUAUAAGCUCCACUAUUGUAACAUUUCCACCAACGAGUCAUAAAUAUUCGUGGACCAUGUGCAUGCAAGUUCAACGGUUUGGAUGUCGAGUUCCAGUUCCCAGUUCCCCUUGUAAGACUUGUGCUCCUAGAUCUUGUCGAAAGCCCGGAACUGGCUGCAGUCCUGGGACCUUCUGCUGUCCCCCAUCUCGCUGUAGUCCCGGAUCCUGCUCCAAAUCCUUACCCUGCUGCAAAUCAAGACCCUGCUGCAAAUCUGGAUCCUACUGCAAAUCCGGACCCUCUUGCAAAUCCGGACCCUGCUCCAAAUCCAGACCCUGCUGCAAAUCCGGACCCUGCUGCAAGUCUGGACCCUGCUGCAAAUCUGGAUCCUGCUGCAAAUCUGGAUCCUGCUGCGGACCAUGUGGACCGUGCUCGAGUGGCUGUGCCGAAUGCUCGUCCUCCUGCUGUGGGAUAUUCCCCGAAACCUGCUGUGGCCCGUGGUGUGAGUCCUGUCUGGAUCCCUCCUGGUUCUCGUGGCUAGCUCCAGAUCUCGGCCGAUCCUGCUGUUGUGCUUGCAUGACCUGUUGUCGCUCCAAGUGCUGAUGACAUACGGAUAGUGGGGCGUUGUUGUGAAAGAUUGUGGGAAGUAUCCAUAAUAACAAAUCAUUUGUAAAAAGUUUCAAAUAAAAUUUAAAAAUUGUGUACAUAAA